Molecule: messenger RNA, 2388 nt
Organism: Venustampulla echinocandica
Lineage: Eukaryota; Fungi; Ascomycota; Leotiomycetes; Helotiales; Pleuroascaceae
Product: Protein kinase-like (PK-like)
Exons: 2
Coding region: 1-2388 (795 amino acids)
Biological process (GO): protein phosphorylation; intracellular signal transduction
Cellular component (GO): nucleus; cytoplasm
Molecular function (GO): ATP binding; protein serine/threonine kinase activity
Source: RefSeq, a predicted model, not a curated record
AUGGCAACGUCGUAUGACUCGCUUCACCGAGGGGUGUCGACACCCCAGAUCGCACCCGGCACCGCGCUGGAGGAUCGUUUCGAGGUCAUCAAAGACAUUGGAGAUGGCAGCUUUGGCAGCGUCGUCCUAGCAAGAGUUCGCUCAGCGGGCUCGAGCGUAGCGCGACGUGGCACUGUGAUUGCUAUCAAAACGAUGAAGAAGAGUUUCGAGUCCUUCACACCAUGUUUAGAGCUUCGGGAGGUGGUCUUCCUAAGAACGCUACCAAACCAUCCCCACCUCGUCCCCGCGUUAGAUAUAUUUCUCGACCCGGCCAGCAAGAAGCUUCACAUCUGCAUGGAGUAUAUGGAUGGGAAUCUCUACCAACUGAUGAAGGCUCGCGACCAUAAAUGCCUAGAUGUUGCCAGCGUCAAGAGUGUUCUGUUCCAGAUCAUGCAAGGACUAGAGCACAUUCAUGCGCACCAUUUCUUCCAUCGCGAUAUCAAACCCGAAAAUAUCCUCGUAUCAACAUCGACACCACAAGAAUCUGGAAAUUCUUUCCGGCGAUAUUCCGCCAUGGUUACGCCUCCUUCAACCCCUCCAACAUAUACCGUCAAAAUUGCCGACUUUGGCCUCGCGAGAGAAACACACUCAAAAUUACCCUACACAACUUAUGUUUCGACUAGGUGGUAUCGUGCUCCAGAGGUCCUGCUCCGAGCAGGAGAGUAUUCGGCUCCUGUUGACAUUUGGGCAAUUGGCGCUAUGGCCGUGGAGAUUGCGACACUGAAGCCCCUGUUCCCUGGUGGAAACGAGGUCGACCAGGUGUGGAGAGUCUGUGAAAUCAUGGGCAGCCCCGGCAAUUGGUACAACAAAGCCGGUGCUCGAGUUGGAGGCGGGGAUUGGAGAGAAGGGACUCGAUUAGCAGGUAAACUUGGAUUUUCCUUCCCUAAGAUGGCACCCCAUGCAAUGGAUACGAUACUCCAAACUCCUCAGUGGCCGACUUCACUCAGCAAUUUCGUCACGUGGUGCCUAAUGUGGGAUCCAAAAGCCCGACCAACCUCAACUCAAGCCCUUGCUCACGAGUUCUUCAAUGAUGCGGUGGAUCCCCUACGACCAAAAUCAUCCGCUUCCAGGAUACUGGGUCGCAAGCAUUCUGAUCUCAGCUAUCGGGGCUCGAAGGACUCUACCGAAAUAGCUCAGAAUCAAUCGUCCAAGCCAUCGUGGUUCAGGAAAUCUUUGAUCGGCCGGUCGGAUAGCGGCAAUGGGGUAGCAGCGCCUGUUGGAAAGGAGAACAUUGCCCCUCGACCAUCGCCAAUACACGCUGCCACCGACGUACCGGUGAUUAAGACGAGACCAAAUGCAAGUAAGCGAUCAACGUGGAACAACGGCCCUUCAAAUGCCGCCCCGAUGCCCAUCUUGCCAACGAUUAAACCUAUCUCGCCGCUUUCAGAUACAGUCACGGCACAAGCUAGCAGUCGAACGCCAUCCUACACUGAUGCUCAUAAAGCAGCAGGCCAAGCAGCCGCAAAUAUGGAUGACAAAGUAGUGAAGAAGAUCGGCCGCCAGCUCUCCGUUGCUUCAAACGGCAACCACUACGCCGAUAUUCACAGACAACAGGCAGAGAUGGCUUUGAACGGAAAUAGUGGCUUAGCAUCCCCUCCAAAUGGCCAGAAGGAGAGCUUCUUCUCUCAUCUAAGGAAGCGAGCGAGAAGAUUCUCCGGGCGCCAAUCUCAGACUCCCAUCUCGCCGAAAUCAAUGGAUAUCGAGGCCCAAGCUGGCUGUGGACCAUGGGCCAGCAACAGAUCAUCCAUGGUCGUGGACAAUGUCGGCCAACUCCCAAGUCCCGUCCAGAAAGUCGACACUUACGAGGCCCUCGAUAAAGCGCUUCGGAAUGUCCAGCAGAAUCUCGAUUCUUCGCAAACCGCACCCAUCCCGCCAAAUCAUGCCACCACUCCAAGCAGCACUCUAAAACGCCACCAUUCCCUCCCCCACCAACAGCCUCGUUCAAUCGAUAAUCUCAGGGCGGUAGGACCAGUAUCAAGUAGAACUCGCCGGUCCCAAGUACCUGGAGGAGCUCGCCAGUACGAGACACCGGAUGAAGAAGACGAGCUCCUCGACGAGGCGUUGGUGGCAACGCACAAGGCCAUGAAGCGGCUCGACCGAAAUUCGAUUCAGCCUGACCGCCCCUUGCGGCAAUCUAAUAGCAACCUUGGGUUGACCAAUCCAUACCCAACCCCGUCACCUUCUGCUAGCGGUAAUGCCGUAUUGUUUGGUCAUGGUGUUGCCCAGGUGACGCCAUCCAAAGUUCGAGGGUUGAACAAGCAAUCGUCCACUCCCCCCUAUGAUUCCGAGGAGAACGAGUGGGCUACUUCCGCGGCAGCAAGCAUCUUUGCUGCUCAAAACCGAUUCUAG